ACUUUCUAUGCUUUAAUUAUAACUAAAUUAUAAUCAUAAAUUGUAAGUCACCUUGGAUAAAAGUGUCAAAUAAACAUAAACUAAUAUCAGUGUGACCUGGCAGUAAGAACACAUAAAUAGCCAACCAAAUAAAAUGGCACAAAAACACUUAAUUACUCCCCCAUCCCCCAUAGCUUCCUGUAUCAUUUCAGAACCACCAUUCAUGCCAACAUAAAUGCAACAGUUCUCUUCCUCCCGGCCCCAAGCAGUGAGCUAUAUGAGAUAUUCAGAGGACAAUUGGUUAAGUGGAGCUAACCGCUGCCUUCUUCUCCCGGAGGUAUCUUCCUUUUUGGUCCUGCCGAGCCUGGCGCCUUGCAAAACACAACUUGUCUGGCUUAUUAAAUAGUAUGACCUGCAGAAAGAAAACGCCUGUUGCUUCUCAACCGGGACCAUUGUGAGGGAGAAGAGCUCAUGACAGGCCUUAAAUUGCUCUAAUGCUGUGUGACCGACCAACAGUCAUCCAGUUCUAUCCCGGCAGCGAGGAGCUUUUAUUCAGAUGCGACCUUUUAUUUAACUUUUCAUUUCUCAUGGUUUAAUUUUUAGGGGGAACAAAACUUACAUUUCAGAUUUUUAUUCCUUUUAGGGGAAAAAAACAUAUUUUGUUAAUUACUUUUCUGCACGUUGUUACAGCGGAAAUAAUAGCCAGCACCGGUGGAAAUGCCUUGCUAAUAGAUGUAAAUGGUCAAAACAGGGGGAGAAGUCAUCCCCACUGCUUAAUUGCGCUAAAAUUGGUCAAAGCUACUUUGUGAGAGCCAUCAAUAACCCCGCUCCGCAUGGGGUCUGUAUGAUUAACGUCCCCUGCCUUUCACAGGCCUCUUGAUCUCCUCUCAAAAGGCAGAGGGCCAAUCAAAACAGUUCCCAGACACGUCACGGAGACAACUUGACGUGCUGAUUGGCGGGAGCCAGGAUGGGAACAGCCCCUGUCCUUCUUAUAGACGACAGAGUUCCUGCGCGUAAAGCUUCUGGUUUCGCUGAAAGCGCAAAGACGCACGUUGGAGACGGAACGCUCCAGCAGCACGAUACCUCUGAACUGGCCGCACGGAGGUGCAUGGCCCCAUCUCCUUGUACCAUGAUGAAUCCUGGGCAGGGGUCACCGUCGCAUGACGUCAAGCAGCUCCAAACGAAGGAGGAGACGGACGCAGAGGGCGAGGAUAUCCAGCCCAAAGACAUGACAACAGAGAAAGGAUACAAACUGCAGCGGAGCUGCCUUCCGUUUAGUGUCGAGUCGUUGAUUUCCAAGAAGAGCACCUGUCGGACUUCUUACUCUGCCUCUGAGUUGGCUGUGAUGCUGCCGAAGCCGCCGUCGGCGCAGGGCGCACAGUUCUCUCCAAGGACGUGUUACGCAGAGAGUAGGGUUUCUGCGGAGGGUUCACAGGGAGUUUCCAGAAGUUCCGACGAGGACAGUCCGAGGUUUUGUGAGAAAGAGCAGAGCACUUGGUUUCAGACGUCCUCCUUUUCUACACCUCCUCGGAGCUCAAGUCCGUCUCAGUGUACUUUAAGGAAACACAAAAAUAACAGGAAACCUCGAACGCCCUUCACUACCUCACAGCUGCUGGCCCUGGAGCGCAAGUUCCGCCAGAAGCAGUACCUCUCCAUCGCCGAGAGAGCGGAGUUCUCCAACUCUCUCAACCUGACGGAAACGCAGGUGAAGAUCUGGUUUCAGAACCGGAGAGCCAAAGCCAAGAGACUGCAGGAGGCCGAACUGGAGAAGUUUAAGUUGGCAUCAAAGCCCGUCCUGCCCGCCUUCGCGCUGCCUUUCCCCCUCGGAGCUCACAUGGGCUCCCCGUCUUGGGGCCCGUCGAACGCCUUCCCGAGGCCCAGCCUGCCGGUACCGGGACUGUUCAGUGGACCGGUCACUUAUGGGAUGUAUUAUUUGUCUUAGUAAUUCUUUACAUGACUGUAUGUUUGGCUGAUUACGAGGCCACAACUUUGUGAAGAAUGAAAUAUGAAAAAGUCCACUGAAGGGAGAUAAAACGUGAGAUAAAUCUUAUAAAUGUGUGCAUUUCUCUGAAUAAGUGAGUAUAUUCAUAAGUGCAGGUAUUUUCCAACCUCCAAAAUCUUACUUCAAAAAAUACAAUUUUAAUGAGUCCAGACUCGAAUCUGAGGCAGAUGAAGAGAAGACAGAAAAGUGCUUAAGCAGUGCCUUAUGGGACCGUUUCUUGUUUACUUGAAAUAUAUUUUUCUCCUCAUUCAAACGUGACCAUUUUCUGUCAUUGUUCCUGCAGUUGGAUUUUUAUAUUUCUAAAAUCAAUUCAAAUAAACAAAAGGACCAAAUUAUAUUUUAGACAAAUGAGUUUAUUAGUUUUUAACUCACGUUGUGGCCUUUAUGGGAGUGGUUUUGGGUUUGAUGUGAGGAUUUUUGCUGUAAGUGUAAAUAAAAUGCGUAGCGCUCAGAAAGCCCUGCGCUCUGCUUGGAGAGCAGAUGGAGUGAUAUUUAUUAAUGCCUGUAUCUGUACUGUGUACAUACAUCACUCUGUCUUUGCAAAAUAGCUUUUAGUAAAUAAACGCCAUACAACAAA
This is a messenger RNA of Nothobranchius furzeri (turquoise killifish), 2558 nucleotides long. RefSeq names its product homeobox protein MSH-C. Gene Ontology annotation, biological process: embryonic morphogenesis; regulation of transcription by RNA polymerase II. Gene Ontology annotation, molecular function: DNA-binding transcription factor activity, RNA polymerase II-specific; RNA polymerase II transcription regulatory region sequence-specific DNA binding. The record is from RefSeq and is a predicted model, not a curated record. Gene Ontology annotation, cellular component: nucleus. NCBI's taxonomy places the organism in Eukaryota, Metazoa, Chordata, Actinopteri, Cyprinodontiformes, Nothobranchiidae.